UACAUUCUAGCCACAAGAACAUAAUCUUCUUAUUCUUCUUCUCAUCACUGUCACCAUUUCUCUUUUUUUCUGUAUGGCUUCCAUAUCCUCUUUAGCUUCUUUUAAUUAUCCCACCCUUAGAUCUCAAAUUCGAUCGGUAAAAUGUUGUCUAAACGAUUUACCCAUAAAUACAAAUUCAUCGCAAAAAGAAAAAUCAAAACUCGAAAUUGGAUCGCCGAUAAUAGUUAUCGAAGCGCCGCAACUUUUGAAGACGGCCACCUCUGUUCCUUGUUUACGGGCAAAUAACAAUGUGGUCAAGCCGGGAGAUGUAGGAAGGAUUGUAUCGAGAAAGCCUAAGGAUGUGUGGGCAGUUCGUCUCACCGUUGGCACUUAUCUUAUCGAUGGAAAAUAUUUUAAACCCUUAGAGUUGGAUGAAUAAUUUAAUGUAUAUAGAUGAUUGUUUGUGUUAUUCUAUAUAUGUUAUUCCAACGUUUUGUUGUAUUGUUUUUUGUUAUCAUAGUCUUAUA
This is a messenger RNA of Andrographis paniculata, 506 nucleotides long. Its product is annotated as protein CHLORORESPIRATORY REDUCTION 42, chloroplastic. The record is from RefSeq and is a predicted model, not a curated record. The coding region runs from base 74 to 418 and encodes 114 amino acids. Gene Ontology annotation, biological process: NADH dehydrogenase complex (plastoquinone) assembly. NCBI's taxonomy places the organism in Eukaryota, Viridiplantae, Streptophyta, Magnoliopsida, Lamiales, Acanthaceae. The transcript is spliced from 2 exons.